Pseudoliparis swirei is the source of this 5435-nucleotide messenger RNA. Its product is annotated as ankyrin repeat and BTB/POZ domain-containing protein 3-A. Gene Ontology annotation, molecular function: protein heterodimerization activity. The coding region runs from base 69 to 3182 and encodes 1037 amino acids. The transcript is spliced from 17 exons. The record is from RefSeq and is a predicted model, not a curated record. NCBI's taxonomy places the organism in Eukaryota, Metazoa, Chordata, Actinopteri, Perciformes, Liparidae.
GCAGGUAACCAGGAGUUUGAGUCAUUUAAGUGAGAGCCCACGCACACCCAACAGCAUGCGGUGCAGCGAUGGCCGGCCACGGUAAGACGGUCGUGAGGACGCUGGAGGAUCUCACGCUCGACUCGGGUUAUGGUGGCGCCGCGGACUCGGUCAGGUCGUCCAGCGUGUCGCUGUGCUGCUCCGACGCGCCGCAGUCCAUCGCGCUCAGCGGCGGGGGGGGCGGCAACAACGGCUGGCAUCUGACGGAAUCCAUGCACAGCCGACAGAACAGCCUGGACACGGUGAACACCGUGCUGGCGGAGGACCCGGAGACCCUGGAGUGCGCGGCGGGUCAGUGCGCCAGGCUGACGGAGCUGGACGACGUGCCAUGGAGCCUCGGCGAGGUGGAGGGCGCACUGAGGAAAGACGAGGAGCUGAUGGCCGGCGACCCUUCGCCGGAGGUGCUGGCGCGCCUCUCCGCGCUCAUCGGCCGCGCGCUGGUGCGGGUGGCCCGGGAGGCGCAGCGGCUCAGCCUGCGCUACGCCAGGUGCACCAAGCACGAGAUCCAGAGCGCCAUCAAGGUGGUGCUCUCGUGGACGGUGUCGGUGAACUGCGUCGCGGCGGCUCUCAGCUCGCUGUCCCUCUACAACAUGAGCACCGGGGACAAGUUCAGCCGCGGCAAGUCGGCGCGCUGCGGGCUGGUGUUCUCCGUGGGGAAGUUCUUCAGGUGGAUGGUGGAUAGUCGGGUGGCCCUCAGGAUCCACGAGCACGCCGCCAUCUACCUCACCGCGUGCGUGGAGAGCCUGUUCCGGGAGGUGUUCGGCCGCGUCCUGCGCAGCGCGCUGGUGGAGCGGGACAACGGGAGCCCCAAGUUCACCCUGGAGUCCCUGGAGCAAGCCAUCAACAGCGACUCUGAGAUGUGGGGUCUGCUGCAGCCCUACCAGCACCUCAUCUGUGGGAAGAACUCCAGCGGUGUGCUGAGCCUCCCGGAGAGUCUGAACCUGCAGCGGGACCAGCAGCGCCGGGGGGGCGGCGAGGGCCCGGCGCACACGCAGGCCGAGCUGCGCACGCUGGAGCAGUCGCUGCUCGCCACGCGGGUCGGCAGCAUCGCCGAGCUGAGUGAUCUCGUUUCCCGGGCGAUGCACCACCUCCUGCCCCUGCACAUCAAGAACCCCAGCAACGGGACUCCGGUCCACCAGAAGACCACCAACACCGCGGCGGUGCACUGGGAGCCCGAGGCCCUCUACACCCUGUGUUACUUCAUGCACUGUCCACAGAUGGAGUGGGAGAACCCCAACGUGGAGCCCUCCAAAGUCUCCCUACAGACCGAGAGGCCGUUCCUGGUACUGCCUCCGCUGAUGGAGUGGAUCCGGGUGGCGGUGGCCCACACCGAGCAUCGCCGGAGCUUCUCCGUGGACAGCGACGACGUGAGGCAGGCCGCCAGGCUGCUGCUCCCCGGUGUCGACUGUGAACCCCGACAAAUAAAAGCGGAGGAUUGUUUCUGCGCCGCCAGGAAGUUGGACGCCGCCUCCACCGAGGCCAAGUUCCUGCAGGACCUGGGCUUCAGGAUGCUGAACUGCGGCCGCACGGACCUCGUCAAGCAGGCCGUGAACCUGCUGGGGCCGGACGGCAUCAACAGCAUGAGCGAACAGGGAAUGACCCCCCUCAUGUACGCCUGCGUGCGCGGCGACGAGGCCAUGGUCCAGAUGCUGCUCGACGCCGGCGCCGACAUCAACAGCGAGGUGCCCAGCACAGUAAACAAGCACCCCUCAGUUUACCCCGAAACGCGCCAUGGGACGCCGCUCACGUUCGCCGUGUUGCACGGACACGUGCCGGUCGUGCAGUUGCUGCUGGAUAACAGAGCGAACGUGGAGGGCGCCCUGCAGGAUGGGGCGGAGAACUACACGGAGACCCCGCUCCAGCUGGCCUCCGCUGCAGGUAACUUUGAGCUGGUGAGCCUGCUUCUGGAGCGGGGGGCCGACCCCAUGAUUGGGACCAUGUGUCGGAACGGCAUCUCCUCGGCGCCGCUGGGAGACAUGAACUCGUUCAGCCUGGCAGCGGCACACGGCCACAGGAACGUGUUUCGGAAGCUCCUGUCCCAGUCGGAGCAGGAAAAGGGCGACGUGCUGUCCCUGGAGGAAAUCCUGGCCGAGAGCACGGAUCCCGGGGAGAAGAGGUCGGCGCCGCAGGCCAACGGCGGCGGUGGCGGGGGGACGCUGCGAACAGGAAAGGCCAAACUGAGGGCCCUGAGAGAGGCCAUGUACCAUAGCGCAGAGCACGGCCAUGUGGACAUCACCAUAGACAUCCGCAGCUUAGGCGUUCCCUGGACGCUGCACACCUGGCUCGAGUCCCUGCGCACCUGCUUCGUGCAGCACCGCCGGCCGCUGAUCCAGGGUCUGCUCAAGGACUUCAGCUGCAUCCAGGAGGAGGAGUACACGGAGGAGCUCAUCACGCACGGCCUGCCGCUCAUGUUCCAGAUCCUGCGCUCCAGCAAGAACGAGGUGAUCAGCCAGCAGCUGUCCGUCAUCUUCACCCAGUGCUACGGACCCUUCCCCAUCCCCAAGCUGACGGAGAUCAAGAGGAAGCAGACUUCGCGCUUAGACCCUCACUUCCUGAACAACAAGGACAUGUCGGACGUCACCUUCCUGGUGGAGGGGAAACCGUUUUAUGCACACAAAGUGUUGCUGUUCACAGCUUCAGCCAGGUUCAAGUCUCUUCUCCAGAACCGACCGGCAGCAGAAAACACCUGCAUCGAGAUCAGCCACGUCAAGUACAACAUUUUCCAUCUGGUGAUGCAGUAUUUGUACUGCGGCGGCACCGAGUCUCUGCACAUACGCAACACCGAGGUCAUGGAGCUUCUGUCUGCAGCCAAGUUCUUCCAGCUCGAGGCCCUUCAGAGACACUGUGAGAUCAUCUGCUCCAAGAACAUCACCACGGAAACCUGCGUGGACCUCUACAAGCACGCCAAGUUCCUCGGCGCCGCUGAGCUCACGACCUUCAUCGAGGGCUACUUCCUGAAGAACAUGGUGCUGCUGAUCGAACUCGAGGGCUUCAAGCUGCUGCUGUACGAGCCCCCCCCGCCCGCCGAGAGCCCCGCCUCCAGCCCCGGCAUCUGCUCCGACAUCCUCCUGGACCUGGAGAAGACCCUGGCCACGCGCAUCCACUCCAUCCACCUCUCCAGCUCCAAGGGCUCGGUGGUGUGACCCCGCCCCCAUCGGCUGCUGAAGAGGGGCGUGUCUACGUCAGGGAUUCCCUUUAAUUCUGCCCCCUGGUGGUGAACGUUGGCAUGACAGGACUGAUGACCUCACACCCCGACAGUCAAAACGAACUCGACUCAGCAGUAUCGCUCAGACCCGACGGUGAUCAUAACAACUCAUUGUAUUUCAUAAAGGACACGUGCAUGGAAUACAUUAAAAAGGUAGAGUAGGACUCAAUAAAUUCAGCUUUGUGAGACUUUUAGGUCUCCAGACUUCACGGCGGUGGUAUUAAAAGUGCGUCACGUGCCAACAUGUAAUCGUUCUUAUACAAGUGGCUAGUAGCAACGCCAGCAGACGGACCUAGGCUCCGCCUCCUCUCCGUUGGAUACGUCUCACUGUGUUACAUCUACUGUGCGAUCACAGGCACUUCCACCCGGCUCGCGGCGGCGGCCCGCUCAGUGACAUCUACGCCGCCGUGCACGGCGGAAAAAAAACACGGAUGUCCAACUUGUUUUUUUUUGUUUUUGAGUUGCCGGGCAGAACUCACCUCACGGACCGCUUUCACGAAAAAGAAGAAGGAAGAGAACAACGCUGCUUAUUAACUUUCCAUCCACUGCAAAACGGACCGAGCGGGAUUCAGAGACGGAUUCCGAUUUAUCUUUCAAGACUUUUAGAGCUAAAGUGUAAAUACGUCCCCAAAGUCGUCGUCGUCGUGCUGCUCGUAUUUGUUAUUUUUUUUUGUAACCUGAUGUCGAGUAUUCUCCAGCGCUCUCAUCGGACUCCCCCCUGGACUAGUUUGUUUCCUGCUGGGUUUUUUUGUGUCCGCUUUAAUGCAAAAAAAAGUUGCAUGUUUGAAAUCCUCCGUUUUGGCUUUCUGUGCCGAAUUGUUCUCGUCCAAUCAGAGGGCGCGCCCUUUAAUUAGUGAUGCGAUCCACACGAUCAGGAGCAUUUUAAAAGGCCUCGACGCGGCUGAAGUUUCUGUUAAAUUCCCACUCGCUGUCGGCUUAUUAGAGACGCAACAACAUCAUGUGACUCGCACAGUCCCGACCUUUGGAAUGCAUAUUUUAAAUUUAAGCAUAAAAAGGUGACGCAACAUCACAACGUUCAUAUUUAGGUUUAGUGACUUCGUGGCACCCGGCUGUAAAAUGAUCUCCACCUAGAACUGUGACUCGCAUCAUGGGAGUUCAAUAAUUUAGCGUUUUUUUCUUUAAUUCAACUGAAACUUUGAAACGUCAGAACAAAAGAUUAAGAACUGUUAUUUCCUAUUUUUAGAAAGGUACAAAUAAGCUUACGGGUCGACGAAAUGCGGCAAGAAAACAUCCGAUCGUGGUGUUUUAAUAAGCUUUACAUUAAAAACACAAUCUGCAGCUUCAAGUCGUCACUUCUUAUAUUCUGGAUACAUUUUGGAUGAAUUCGUGUCCGCGGCGUCAAGAUUUGUUCUCGAAGUAUUUGCUGACGUUGGGAUUUGCUUAACCGAACCCAGUGGCUCAUGGGAGUUGUAGUUUUCUGAGCAUAAAGUUUAAAUAGUUCAAACGGGUUGGCCACAACGUAAACGAAUAGCCCCGUUAUAGCAUAUGUAUUUGAAAAGGGAAAACAGGACGAUGAAAAAGCUUUUCAUACUUUGCUAAGUCACAUCAUUAUACUAAUUAAUAAUUUAUAAUUGACUAAAACGUCCUUAAAACAAUAUGCGACCUUUCCAAGUUUCACCACCAGGGUUCAUUAGUAUUCGGCCUAUUUUAAUAAAUAUUGUUUGUCACAUUCUGGUGUUUAUAUUAAUUAUGAAUGUGUGAAUGGUUGCGGUACAUCUUUAGUAAAAAGAUGUGUUGUUUGCGUCUCUAAUAAUCUGAUUCUGAAAUUCAACCUCUCGUCUCAGCUCCGCCCCCUCGCCAUUAGACGAUGCUACAAAAAGGAGGAACUCCUCGAGGCAGCAGUACAUUAUAUGAAUGUAUUAAUGCUACGAAGGUUUAAUAUUUACAUAAUGUGCUAUAUCUGCAGUCCAGCAAGAAAACCAAAAACCUAAACGCUUCCCUCGCGAUCCCUGAAGCGUCCUCUUUGUGAUGUUUGUUUCCUCCAGAUAAAGAGAUAUUUCUUCAAAAUAUUGUAGCACUCAAAAUUAAAUAAACUUUUUGGUUUUGGUCCAUAAAAACAACGUUUUAACAGAAAUAUACAGAAAAGAGUUGGUUUUAGGUUCUGUGAGUAGCUACAGAAAAUGAAAUAUUAUCCUAUACGACUUUAUUUUCUUACCUAUACAUGCUUAUA